Molecule: messenger RNA, 1632 nt
Organism: Impatiens glandulifera
Lineage: Eukaryota; Viridiplantae; Streptophyta; Magnoliopsida; Ericales; Balsaminaceae
Product: E3 ubiquitin-protein ligase RSL1-like
Exons: 4
Coding region: 1-1605 (534 amino acids)
Biological process (GO): protein polyubiquitination; positive regulation of proteasomal ubiquitin-dependent protein catabolic process; ubiquitin-dependent protein catabolic process
Cellular component (GO): cytoplasm; ubiquitin ligase complex
Molecular function (GO): RNA-DNA hybrid ribonuclease activity; zinc ion binding; ubiquitin conjugating enzyme binding
Source: RefSeq, a predicted model, not a curated record
AUGGAUACCAUCGAAGAAGAAGAAGAACUACUCUUCCUAGCUAUGGAGCAGAGCCGCGAGCUUGUUGCUGCUGGAGCAAUGGCGAUUGACCUCGAUCUCGCCUUCAAUAUGCAGAUGCAGGAGGCAAUGAACGCCUCUCUUGCUCCGCAUUGCUCGACUUCGAUUCUCUCUCCGCAAGAAGAAUCGAUGUUAAGUCUUUUCGAUUAUCAGUUCGAAGGUGCCGUCGCGGACGAUUAUCUCGCUUCCGUAAUCGCAGAGGAUAUAGUGACUUGUGAGCAGGAAAAGAGGGACCAUAUAAUGGCGGAGUCGGAGAUGCUUAGAUUAAAAGAGGAAAUUGGACGCGUUGUUCACGAUAUGCGUUUCGCGAAUGAGCUUAAUCAAGUUCCUGAGAGUCAAUGGGAGAAAAAUGGUGAUAAUAUUGAAAAACCAUAUGGUUCAUAUGGAGAUGGUGCAUCUUCUUCUCACUCGGCUCCGGUUACGCACAAUAAUGAAGUUUUUAAUCUCUAUACCAAAGGUAUCUUGUGGAAAGGGACAGAUAUCAGAGGACAACAUAAGAUAUGGGGAGGAAUUGGGAUUGCACUAUGUGAUUUAGGUAACAAUUUGGUUUUUAGGAUGGCGAAGCCCGUGGUAGCUGUUGAAAUGGUCAGUGAAGUGGUUGAGCUGAAAGCCUUGGCAGAAGGUCUCAAUAUUGCUCUUCAAUUGGGCAUUAAACGUCUCUCCUUGUUUAUAGAUGAUGCCCAAUUGCAUGGAUAUGUCCAAGGGACAUUGAAACCAAACAAUGGAAAUGUAGCAUCCUUGAUUGGUCAGUUGACACUUCUAUUCAGAAAAUUCUCUCAUUGUACUUCAACUCUAGUUGAGCAAAAAGAUGUAAGCAUUUCUGUUAAACUUGCACAAGAGGCAAUAGAUUCCCAGAUAACUAGGGAAGCUGAAGAUAAUAAUAGUGGUAAAAACUCAGUCAACUGUUCCAUCUGUUUGGAAGAUACAGAUAACUUCCAGAUGUAUAAUAUAGAAGGUUGUUUGCAUUCAUACUGCCUUUGUUGUAUGAAACAACAUGUUGAAGUACAACUUCUUAAUGGGAUUCUUCCAAAAUGUCCCCAUGAAGGAUGUAAAUCCUCCCUGACUCCCGAGAGCUGCAAACAAUUCUUGCCCUCUAAAUUGUAUGAUAUUUUGAUGCAAAGAGUGACUGAAGCUUCUAUUCCUGCAAUGAGGAGGAUAUAUUGCCCAAAUCCUAAGUGCUCGGUACUAAUGUCAUCCACUUUGGUUUUGCGAAGUGGGCAUACAAAUGAAGCUAUAAAAUGUGUAAAUUGUCGUAUGCUCUUCUGUGGGCAUUGCAAAGUCCCUUGGCACUCUAACAUGUCUUGUGAAACAUAUGUCAUGUUAUAUCCUAAUCAAACUGAAGGUGAUGCAAAGCUGAAAUCUGUUGCUGCUCAAAACAAGUGGAGGCAAUGUUUCAAGUGUAAAAAUAUGGUUGAACUUCGAGAAGGAUGUUACCACAUUUAUUGCAGAUGUGGCCAUGAAUUCUGCUACACUUGUGGAGCUGAGUGGAGGAAUAAAGGCGCAACAUGUAAAUGUCCUAUAUGGGAUGAGAAGAACAUAAUUCGAUAAUUCGAGACGCAUGAACAUAGGUAAAAC